Messenger RNA from Sphenostylis stenocarpa, 210 nucleotides. The record is from the annotation of a GenBank genome assembly. Lineage: Eukaryota; Viridiplantae; Streptophyta; Magnoliopsida; Fabales; Fabaceae.
AUGGGCCACAUGAUUGGGAGAAACACAACCAAAGCCCAAGAAUGUAAUGUUCAAUUACUUGGCCCAACAGAAAACAUUGAGUUGAACUUCAAUCCAAAGAUGUUGCCACAACAACUUGAGUUGUUGGUGUGCAAAACUAUUGUUUUGAUUUCCCCUCAGGUAGAAGGUGAGGCAGUGGAAGUGGAAGCCAUAAUAGGAAAGAGUAGCUGA